AUGCGCUACCUGUCAGAAAUUCGGGAAAUUUCAAAGAGGUGGAGCAGAGCAGCAGUAGCACUUGGUCGGUGGAGAGCAAGCGGAGGUCUGGAUUUUUCUAAAAAUCUGCCAGGUUUUUAUAUAAAAAUGGGGCGAGCGCAAAAGCGAUGUGCAUUAUUUUUCUGGUCGAAGUAA
Molecule: messenger RNA, 174 nt
Organism: Phyllotreta striolata
Lineage: Eukaryota; Metazoa; Arthropoda; Insecta; Coleoptera; Chrysomelidae
Source: the annotation of a GenBank genome assembly